UAAACAGUGGGUCUGGGGGGAUUUACUUUCUUGAUUCUCCUGGGGGUACUGGGAAAACGUUCCUAAUUUCAUUGCUAUUAGCAAAGAUCCGAUCGCAAAAUGAGGUAGCCCUAGCGUUGGCUUCAUCUGGAAUAGCAGCAACUUUAUUAGAAGGCGGACGAACUGCACAUUCAGCCUUAAAAUUACCAUUAAACAUGCAUAUCAACGAAACACCAGUUUGCAACAUUGCCAAAAAUAGCGCUAUGGCGAAGACUCUCCAAGUAUGCAAAUUGAUAAUUUGGGACGAAUGCACAAUGGCCCACAAGAGGUCGCUGGAGGCACUAGAUAGGACGUUAAAAGAUUUACGUGAUAACCAAAACAUUUUUGGUGGAGCUAUGAUACUGUUGUCAGGUGAUUUUCGUCAAACUCUUCCAGUAAUCCCUCGAUCGACUGUUGCUGACGAAAUAAACGCAUGUCUAAAUUCAUCAAAUUUGUGGCGGCACAUAAAGACACUACAAUUAACUACUAACAUGCGAUUGUUAUUGCAACAAGAUCAAACCGCGACUGUGUUUUCGAAGCAGUUGCUGGAUAUUGGCAAUGAUAAGGUCGCAGUUGACAGCUCGACCGGAUUAAUGACUUUUCCCACAGAUUUCUGUCACUUCACAGAAUCGAAAAUGGAGCUUAUUCAGCGUGUUUUUCCGGACAUUAAACAACAAUAUAAUAACCACGAUUGGCUAAGUGAACGACCAAUAUUGGCAGCAAAAAACAAAGAUGUCGAUGAUCUCAAUGCUACCAUUCAGAAUUUCCUUCCAGGAGAGUUGUUUACGUACAAAUCAGUUGACACGGCCACAAACCAGGAUGACGUAGUCAACUACCCUACAGAAUUUUUAAAUUCAUUGGACUUGCCUGGACUACCACCAUAUAAUUUGAAAUUAAAAGUAGGGUCAGUUGUCAUCAUGCUGCGUAAUAUUAAUCAACCUCGACUUUGCAAUGGAACGAGAUUGGUUGUGAAGAAACUUAUGAAUAACAUCAUCGAAGCUAAAAUAAUCAAAGGAAAAUACAAAGGAGAGGAUGUCUUAAUCCCACGAAUUUCUAUGAUUCCAACGGAUUUGCCAUUUGAUUUUAAGAGGUUGCAAUUUCCCGUGCGUCUGGCGUUUGCGAUCACCAUAAAUAAAUCGCAAGGCCAAUCGUUGCAAGUUUGCGGAAUAAACUUAGAGUUUCCCUGUUUCGCACAUGGACAAUUAUACGUUGCGUGUUCGCGUGUCGGAAAACCAACAUCCUUAUUUAUUUACGCACCGCAAAAAAAAAAACUAAAAAUAUUCAGCCCUAUUCUGCAUUUCUACUCGAAUCGAAAUUUUCUCCGAUUGGCAACUUUGGUAUUCUGCGUUUCGAUUCAAUUUCGAAAAUUCCAAUUCUAUGUAUUCUGCAUUGCGAUCGUAAUUACGUUUUUGUACGUUGAAGUUUUGUUGGCGGAAAGCCGUUAUAUAUUCAUUUUCGUGCAUUUGGAUAAAAUAAUUUCCUCAAAUAUGUCAAAAGUAACAACGGCAGAGCAAUACGAAAAAUUGUAUGAUAUGAUGGCCACGAAAAGAGAUAUUGCGCAGGGUUUCCAAAAGCGACCGAAGGAAGAAGUACAGGAGUUUUGGGAGGAGGUUGCAAGGAAUUUAAAUGCACUUGGCCCACCAACAAAAAAUUCCAAUACAUGGAGAAAGGUCUGGAUUGACUGGAAAUGCUACAUGAAGCGAAAAUUAUCGCAUAACAAAAAAGAAAGGAUGAGCACCGGUGGAGGUCCUUGCCGUUUACAACGCAUAAGCCCACUUGAUGAAAAGGUGAUAGCUUUGACGGGUUUGGAAACGGAUGAUAUCCCUUCAACCAGUAGAGCUAGCAUCCAAAAUAGAGAGGCGAGAGCAGACAAGCAGAGCACUUCUUCAUUACUUAAGCAACAGAUACAAAUCAAAAAGAAUGUUAUGCAGAGACGAAAAAAUUCAAUGAAGCUGCCUUUGGUAAAAUGGAAGAAGUUACUUCAUAUUUACGACACAUGAAUCGUUCUCUAGAAACUUUGGCGGAGACUGCAGUGAAGCAACCUGAAGAACAGAAGCGACACAAUAGAAUUAAGGAAGAGCUAGUGAAGGAAAAAGUAGAAAUAAAAAUGCAAAUGCUAAGAUUGGGUCCAAAUUAUAAGCCGGAUUCAAAGUAGUCAUUUUUUAAUUGUUAGCCUUUUAUUUAUUUUACUAUUAUUCAUUUAUAUAACGAGCUGUGAAAUGAAAUAAAAGCAUUUACUUUUUUAAUA
Messenger RNA from Bactrocera neohumeralis, 2266 nucleotides. RefSeq names its product ATP-dependent DNA helicase pif1-like. Gene Ontology annotation, biological process: DNA repair; telomere maintenance. Gene Ontology annotation, molecular function: DNA helicase activity. The transcript has 4 exons. The coding region runs from base 195 to 2018 and encodes 607 amino acids. Lineage: Eukaryota; Metazoa; Arthropoda; Insecta; Diptera; Tephritidae. The record is from RefSeq and is a predicted model, not a curated record.